Quercus lobata is the source of this 2264-nucleotide messenger RNA. RefSeq names its product short integuments 2, mitochondrial-like. Gene Ontology annotation, molecular function: GTPase activity. Gene Ontology annotation, biological process: mitochondrial translation. The record is from RefSeq and is a predicted model, not a curated record. Gene Ontology annotation, cellular component: mitochondrion. The transcript is spliced from 5 exons. The coding region runs from base 351 to 584 and encodes 77 amino acids. NCBI's taxonomy places the organism in Eukaryota, Viridiplantae, Streptophyta, Magnoliopsida, Fagales, Fagaceae.
ACCAAAAUUCGGUGAGUUAAAAAAAGAGACACUGUUCCUUCCCAAACGGCAAAACCAUACAACAUUUUAUUGUUUGUGUGUUAUAUUAUGGGCUUGAAAUUGAAAUUGAAAUUGGGUUUCAACGCCGGUGGUGGUGGGGGUGGGCCCAUCAGAGACACGCGGGUGUUGUCGUUGAAGUCCGCAUUCCCUUCUUCUCCGCCAAAAAAGAAAGACUUGGACAACCUAACAAACGUCAUCAAGAUUGCAUCGCCAUUAAAGCCCAUAGCAAAACCUCUGUGCACAAGCUUCUUGAGCUAGUGGAGUUCAAGCCGAAGGAAGUGAUUUCAAGGGAAGCUACUCUACUUAUUUUCAUGGUUGGCGUUCCUAACGUUGCCAAUGCAGGAGAAGAUGAAGCGUGCUACUGUCGUCCCACUCCUGGUGUUACUCAAGAUAUUGCUGGAUACAAGUUGCAGAUUGCACAUCAGCCUAGCAUAUAUGUCCUAGAAACUCCGGGUGUAUUGGUUCCAAGUAUACUUGACAUAGAGACAGAACUGAAGCUGGCUUUUGCAGGGUCUGUAAAAGAUUCAGUGGUAGGUGAGGAGUGAAUUGCACAAUACUUGCUGGCAGUUUUAAAUACUCAAGGGACUCCCCUUCAUUGGAAGCACUUGAACAGUAGGAGACUAGAAGGGAUUCAAUAUGAUUCUAUGGAAAAACAUGAGUAUAAUCUUAAAGAUCUUCGGUCAAAAAGGACGAAGCCGCCAAAUGACUCUGAUAUGCUUUACAUUGAGUUAAUCUAGGAUCGUUUUCAUUUAAUCGUUUUAUCCAGGAUGGCCCAAAGUAUUUUAAAAAUUUUUGUCACAUGACAAGUCUGAAAGGAGACAAACUUAACUAUGGGCAUAAGAAAAAUUAUUCCAAGGAUGAUGUAGAACUGAAUGAAUUUCGUGAUAAGUCUUAUCGUUGAGUUAUUACACGGGUAUGACACCAAUUUUGUUCUUCUUACUGGAUGGAAAAUAAUCAGAUCAGGAUUUUUUUUUGGUGACAGUUAGUUUUCUUGUCAUGAAUGAAGAUUAAGUUUUGAUAACAUAUUUUCUGGAAUGAUUUAUAGAGAGCUUAAGUUUCGAUAACAUAUUUUACUUGUUGGUUCUAGACAUUCAUGUAGCACAUAAUGAAGUUAUUCUGUUCUGCUUACUGUAUGAAAGGGGCUUUUAAUGACCAGGGAAAAGAAAGGAGAAUGUAAGUCUAGAAAUGUGGGCAUAUGCUAGGCAGAUAGAGUCAAUGAACUAUGACUUUAGAUGUGGUAUGCUUAAUUUGAAACAAAUGAACAGUAGGUUCAGACAAAAUAAUCUGGUGUUUUUAUCUUUAGUUGAUGGCUUUUAAGAAGGAUGAAGAACUUUUUGGUUAUUUGUGACAGUGAUGUUCUUUUGUUAAUACUUUCUAUAGAACUGAAAACUUAUAAUUUUAGAUACAAAUAUCACUCUAUUCAAUGUUUGUUAUACCCCACAUUUCUUAGUAACUAAGCUUGUUAUUCCACAAAGUCCUUAGUGCCUACCAAAAAGAAUCAUAAAACAUGAAUGUAAGAACAAAUACUUGAACAUAUUAAUCCAUGGAUCUCUCAACUUUAUACACAAGAAUGUAGUUAGGGUAGUAUACACAUAACACAUUUAUUUAUUUACACAUCUUACUUUGAAUGACAAUGACAUAAAUGUUUAUUUUUACAUAAAAUACAAAAUGAAAAAUAACAUAUUUAUUUAUUUAUUUACAUCACUUAAAAGCAAAUUAAAUAAUAGAAGUAUUUAUUUAUUUACAUAUUGUAAUCCAAAUUGUAAUGAAGAAAUGCUUACGAAUUAUGGAAGGAACUUGUGACUUUGAAUUGAGCAACAUUUAGAUUCUAUUGGUUGUGACUUGUGUUGAACUCCUGAAAUGAAAUUUGUAGUUAUAUAGUAUAUUGGAAACUAGCCGUAAGGAUAAUACUAUGAAAAAUGAUUAUACAAAAGAAAAAUAAAUAAAUAAAAAUUUAAUAUGUUCAUUUAAGAUUUUAUGUGUCAAUACCUUGCUGCCCAAACUUCGAAACACAAUGUUCUAGAAACAAGAUUCAAUUCCUCCAUGAAUUAAAUAGGAUUAAAUGUUUCUUCUUCUUCUUCUCUCUCUCUCUCUCUCUCUCUCUUUUUCAAUCAGUGUGGGGAAAAUAAAUAUUUAGAAGACUGGUUUAGUUUUGGAAAUUCAAUUUCAUCCAAAAAGAUCUUUUUGGUUUUAAUUUAAUUUGAAUCUAAUUUGGACAAAGAGAG